UCACGUUAGGCCAGUCGCGUGCCAGCGAGCAUGUGGUACGGUUGUCUUUGUAUAACAUCGGUCUACGAAACCCGAUAGGUCAUGAAUCAUUAACGCGCGUGUUUACAAAAAUACUUUCGAAUGAAAGUACAUACUAAAUAUGGACAUUAAUUUAUUUAAAUUACAAAAUUGUGAAGCUACAUUAAUUGAAGACCUUUCCAGCAUAACCGCUGCACCUUUUGAAGAGUAUUGACAACAAUUGAGUACUUAAAAUCCAAUAUAAAUAUAAGAAUACCAAAGUGCGAUAGAGACAGUUAAAUACAGUUAAAUACAGAUCCUGUGUAACAGAAAGUGCGCUCAAACUUAAAAGCGAACGUAAUUCGGUGAAAGUGAUAGUUGAGUGUUCAAUAUGACACCGGGCGUUGUGGAAGAUCACGCCAUGGUGGGCCUUGGUAAUAACAACGUGGAGCCCCUAAUUCCGCGCUCUACAGUACAGCUCGAAUUCAAUGACAUACAGUGCUGCAUAAACACAUUCACCAUUCAUAAAUUAAAAUUUGAAGCAAAGCAUAUCCUGCGCGGAGUGAGCGGGUGCUUCAAGCCGGGCGAGCUGACAGCCAUCAUGGGCCCCUCGGGCGCCGGCAAGACCACGCUACUGAACAUCCUAGCAGGAUACUCAACAAAAGGUGCGAAAGGCGAAAUAAAGGUCAACGGAACGCCGACAUGCGCCUCGCAGUCGACGAGUCGCGGUGGCGCGAGGUACAUUCGCCAGCAUGAUGACCUUCGAGUCCAUCUCACUGUAUACGAAUCCAUGGCUCUAGCGGCUGCGCUUAAGCUGGCCGACUUCACCGCGCACGAGAGGAAAGAGAAAGUUUACGAGAUCCUGGCACUGUUGGGACUAAGCGGGGCAGCGCGGACCCUUUGCCGCGACUUGUCCGGGGGACAGAGACGACGGCUGGCCGUCUCUCUUGAACUACUCUCUGAUCCCUCGCUAUUGUUCCUUGACGAGCCUACCACGGGCUUAGAUUCUUCAGCAUCUGCGUCACUAAUAACAUUACUGAACGGCCUGGCACGCGGCGGUAGGACUUUAAUCGCAACCAUACACCAGCCGUCAGCACUUCUUUUUGAAAAGAUCGACUCCGUGUACUGCCUCGCGAACGGCAGGACUUUGUACUCUGGCCCAAGACAGCAUCUCCUACCAGCGUUGUCAAGCGCCGGUCUUAGAUGUCCGGCUUACCAUAACCCUGCUGAUUUCUUAAUGGAAGUCGCUUCCGGUGAGUACGAGGUGGAUCUCGUGAAAGUGUCAAAAACUAUAACAUAUUAUAAACCGGAGCCUGUUGCCGAAGCAAGCUUAGAAGAGAUCAGUUUACAAGAUUCUUCGCAUACAAGCAUGGACAACAAAAUCAAGCAAAAACCUUUACAAAGCAACGCUAAAUAUCAAAGGAAUUACUCUAAAAACAUUUACAGGCCGUCAGGGAAUUUUAGUCAGACAUGGAUACUGCUUUAUAGAAACUACUUGAUGACGACGAGAAAUUACUCAUUAUUCAUGUACAGAGUGGCGGCACACGUGGUUAUAGCACUUAUCUUUGGCUACUUGUACUUCGGUGUCGGAAGCGAGGCGAGCAGCGUACUCGGGAACUAUGUCUACUUGUAUGGAUCUAUGCUACUCGUUGUCUACACUGGAAAGAUGUCUGUGACACUAUCAUUUCCACUCGAAAUGGACAUAUUAAAAGGAGAAUACUUCAAUCGAUGGUAUAACUUGGGACCGUACAUAUUUUCAAUACUGGCUGUUGAAUUACCAUUUCAGAUGAUCUCUUGCGUGUCAUACGUGGUACUGUCAUACUGGCUUACAGACAACCCUCUGGAGCCCACACGAGCUACGCUGUUUCUCGCUACGAUCGUUGCCACCUCCCUGUGUGCGCAGGCGUGGGGAUAUUUCAUUGGUUCAACUACCCCUACUAAGAUUGCAGUAUUCAUUGGGCCAGUACUAGCGUGUUUGUUCUCCGUGUUCGGCUUCUGCCUGGCACUGUCGGACACACCCUAUCCCUUCCGCUGGUUGCACCACAUCUCCUACUUUAGAGCCGGCUUCCACGUCGCCGUUCAUUCUGUCUAUGGCUUUAAUAGAACUAAGAUUCAUUGUGCAAAAGAAUAUUGUCACUACAUAACUCCUAGCAAGUUUCUAGUGGAAAUGGAUAUGGCGCACGUUGACGUGGGUGGCAACAUGGCACUCGUUCUGUCAACAACUGUCCUCAUGCACCUCCUCACAUGCGGCGCCCUCUGGUAUAGACUAAAUAAAAGAUGAUUCUUUAUAGAUCUGUGAAUGCGACUGAGUUUUUAAUGUAAAUUAGACAAUGUAGUGGUGUUAGUUAAUUUUAAUGAAACGUAAUUUUUAAGUAGAUAAAUUUUGUUGCCUUAGUUAUUAUUAUAGUGAUAUUUAAUUCAGUGUAUUGACUUAUUUUAGGACCAAGUAUUUUAUAAUAAGCUGAAUAAUUGACGCUGGUGCCGUUAAAAAUAUAGAAAAGACUAUUUUGGAAUUAUAAACAUUUUUUUCUUUAUUUUCAAAAUUGAAAUUUAAUGGACAAAAAAUGAAAACGAAUAUUGUAAAGAUGUGUUUAGAAUAGGCCGGUCAAGAUAUAUACCGAUUAGAUCUUUUAACUUUUUAAAAUUACAUACAAUUUUUAUUCAGUACAUGAAAAAAAUAUUUUGAUUCACUUGACGUUUAAAACGACAAGUCCAUUUGGACGAUUUUGUACCUAAUAAAGAAAAUUAACUCAAUCGUAAUUGUUAAUAAACCAAAUAAAAUCAAACCUGUUAAUUAAAAAUC
This is a messenger RNA of Papilio polytes (common Mormon), 2800 nucleotides long. RefSeq names its product ATP-binding cassette sub-family G member 1. The record is from RefSeq and is a predicted model, not a curated record. Gene Ontology annotation, cellular component: plasma membrane. The transcript is spliced from 13 exons. Gene Ontology annotation, molecular function: ATP binding; ABC-type transporter activity; ATP hydrolysis activity. Lineage: Eukaryota; Metazoa; Arthropoda; Insecta; Lepidoptera; Papilionidae. The coding region runs from base 389 to 2278 and encodes 629 amino acids.